Ailuropoda melanoleuca (giant panda) is the source of this 4375-nucleotide messenger RNA. It is a transcript of the gene TENT4B, whose product is annotated as terminal nucleotidyltransferase 4B. Lineage: Eukaryota; Metazoa; Chordata; Mammalia; Carnivora; Ursidae. Gene Ontology annotation, biological process: RNA 3'-end processing; polyadenylation-dependent ncRNA catabolic process. Gene Ontology annotation, cellular component: TRAMP complex; nucleolus. The annotation marks the transcript as partial. The record is from RefSeq and is a predicted model, not a curated record. Gene Ontology annotation, molecular function: poly(A) RNA polymerase activity; mRNA binding. The transcript is spliced from 12 exons.
GGGAGCGGCAGCAGCACCGGCAGCCCCGGCGGCGCGGCCCCGGCCCCGGCCCCGGCCGGCAUGUACCGCUCCGGGGAGCGCCUGCUGGGCGGCCACGCGCAGUCCGCGGAGCAGCGGGACUUCCUGCCCCUGGAGACGACCAACAACAACAACAACCACCAUCAGCAGGCGGCCUGGGCCCGCCGGGCUGCCUCGGGCCCCUCGGCGUCCCCGUCCCCCUCCGCGUCCUCGUCCCCACACUCCUCCGCCGCCGUCCCCGCCGUGGAGCCCGCGGACCCGGCCUCAGGCAGCAGCAACAAGAGGAAGCGCGACAAUAAGGCCAGCACCUACGGACUCAACUACAGCCUGCUGCAGCCCAGUGGAGGGCGGGCCGCGGGGGGCGGCCGGGCCGACGGCAGCGGGGGCGUGUACAGCGGGACCCCGUGGAAGCGGAGGAACUACAACCAGGGAGUCGUGGGUCUGCAUGAAGAAAUCAGUGAUUUUUAUGAAUAUAUGUCUCCAAGACCGGAGGAGGAGAAGAUGCGGAUGGAGGUGGUGAACAGGAUCGAGAGUGUGAUUAAGGAGCUUUGGCCCAGCGCGGACGUCCAGAUAUUUGGAAGUUUUAAAACUGGCCUGUAUUUGCCUACUAGUGACAUUGAUCUCGUGGUAUUUGGCAAGUGGGAGAACCUUCCCCUCUGGACCCUGGAGGAAGCCCUUCGGAAACAUAAAGUUGCUGAUGAGGAUUCGGUGAAAGUUCUAGACAAAGCAACUGUACCUAUUAUUAAAUUAACAGAUUCUUUUACUGAAGUGAAAGUUGAUAUCAGCUUUAAUGUACAGAAUGGCGUGAGAGCAGCUGACCUCAUCAAAGAUUUUACCAAGAAAUAUCCUGUAUUACCAUACUUGGUUUUAGUAUUGAAACAAUUCUUAUUGCAGAGGGACCUUAAUGAAGUAUUUACAGGUGGAAUUGGUUCAUAUAGUCUCUUUUUAAUGGCAGUCAGUUUCCUUCAGUUACAUCCCAGGGAAGAUGCUUGCAUCCCCAAUACAAACUAUGGUGUUCUCUUAAUAGAAUUUUUUGAAUUAUAUGGACGACACUUCAAUUAUUUAAAGACUGGCAUCCGGAUAAAGGAUGGUGGUUCAUAUGUGGCCAAAGAUGAAGUACAGAAAAAUAUGCUCGAUGGCUACAGGCCAUCGAUGCUUUAUAUUGAAGAUCCUUUACAACCAGGUAAUGAUGUUGGAAGGAGCUCAUAUGGGGCCAUGCAAGUGAAACAGGCCUUUGAUUAUGCCUAUGUUGUUUUGAGUCACGCUGUGUCACCAAUAGCCAAGUACUAUCCCAACAACGAAACGGAGAGCAUAUUAGGUAGAAUAAUUAGAGUAACGGACGAAGUUGCCACAUACAGAGAUUGGAUAUCAAAGCAGUGGGGCUUGCAGAACAGGCCCGAGCCUUCAUGCAAUGGUCCAGUGUCUUCCUCUUCUGCCACCCAGUCCAGCUCUAGUGACGUCGAUUCUGACGCGACACCAUGCAAAACCCCGAAACAGCUGCUCUGCCGUCCAUCCACUGGGAACCGAGUAGGGUCGCAAGAUGUGUCCUUGGAGUCCUCUCAGGCAGUUGGGAAAAUGCAGAGCACCCAAACCACUAACACCUCCAACAGCACCAACAAAUCUCAGCAUGGAUCAGCAAGGCUCUUUCGUUCUUCCAGCAAAGGCUUCCAAGGUACAACUCAAACAAGCCAUGGUUCCUUGAUGACAAACAAACAGCAUCAAGGCAAAUCAAAUAAUCAGUAUUACCAUGGCAAAAAGAGGAAACACAAGAGGGAUGCCCCCCUCUCAGACCUUUGUAGAUAGUCGGCGUUGUACGAUGGACUGUCUUCUGUGUGCAAUGAUCUCAUGCUCAGGACAGUUGGAUAGGGACUCCUGGCAUUCGGGAGCCUUACACUGUUCAGACUCUGAUUUAGCAACUGCGUUUUUUCCCAGCUCGCCACGGAACGGAUCAUGAAGGCUGACAACUGCAAAAACAAAAAGCAAGCAAAAAAGGGGGGAAAAAAAGGCUGCUCAUUUGAUAAGUCAUAUGCUACAACAGGGUCAUUUUAAGAUUUAAAGCUUGAAUGUAAAAUAAAUCUAUUUCUCAUUGGCUUUAUGCAGAGUUAUAGGGAAUAGUAGUCAGUGUGGGUAGGGUGAUAGAAACAAAAACCGAUUUCAGAGGAUGGGGUGGGGAAGGAAAACAAAAGUAUCUCAUAGGAAGUCCAGAUUCCAAAGGGGAAAGUGAUCUGUGCAUGUUUUCUUUUCUUUUUUUUUAAAUAUUUUUGCAUAUAUUUACCAUUUUAUUGUGUGUAUAUAUAGAUGACCAUAUAGGAAAUGGAUAUUUGUAAUAGUGGAUUUGUUAAUACUUUUUACAUAACAUUACUGUUUAAAAUGUAAACAGAUUUUUCUCAGGAUUAGUUUGAAAAAUAAUCUGACUUGUCAUCUUAACAUCCAUAUAUAGGGAAGUGAUUAGUUCUAUUACUCAAUUUGUUUUCCUCAGCAUUGAAAUGACUUACUAGAACCCUUGUGACCUGCUGCAAAAAUUUUUCCUCUCUAAAGAAAAGGUUUAUGGUGGCAAAUGACGUUUUAUUUUUUAAAAAAAAAAAAAAAAAAAAAAAAAAAAAUGUACUAUGUACUUUUGUGUAAACACUGAAAAAUCUCUAGUCAUCUCUAAGAAUUACCUUGCAACUGUUUUCUAUAGUGCUGUCGUCUUGGGCAAUGGGCAAUUACAUGACUUUGUGUUUGUUUCCUUUGCAGUCUUUUUUUUCGUUUUGUUUUUCUUCCUAAUAGGAAAAAAAAAAAAAGGCCACCCGCGUCCGGUCCCGUUCCUGUUGCAGCGACUCCCCGAGUCCCACAGACCUUGCAUGCUGGCUCCUCUGACCCUGUGUACCGCGCGCACUUGUGUUUCCAUCUCUUCUUCUUUUUUAAACCCAUGCUUAACUACUGUGGGAGAGAAUAACUGUAAACAGCUUUAAUUAAAUCAUACUUAUAAAAAACUAUUUUCUUAUACUCCACUUUAUGCUUUUGGUAUUGUUGAUCUUUAAAAAAUUAAAUGGUCUUUGAUAAUGGAUCUAUUUUGUAUUGCCUUAUUAAGACCAAAUACUUCUUGUCAUCCCAUUCUUUAUCCUCUCCUUCCAUGGAAUUGUUAUCUUUAAUUAAAACUUUUUAAAACAUUGGCUUGUUUCAAUCCUACUGUAAAUUUUGGUUGUGGUCAGCUUUGAGCUCCAAUGAGAUGUAUAAUUCUGUUAUCCAUCACAUGUUGAGUUUGAAACUCGGGAAUAUUGACUAUAGUAGGAUGUAAGUGACGUUUCUGAAAAUGCUUUCGUUCAAUGUGAAAGCUCUUAUGUUUAGCAUCAGUGUGUGUUGUGGCUCUGUUAAUUAUAGCCAUUUCUGAAAUGAGAUUCUUUUACGUAUAUAUAUGUAUAUAUAUAUACACACAUACAUAUGUGUGUAUAUAUAUAUGUGUGUGUGUAUAUAUAUAUACACAUUAAGUACUAUUGGCUUUUAGGAAUUUCUUUUAUAGACAUUUAUGAAAUACUGAAGAUCAAUCAGACCAUUAAUGGACACUUAGUGCAACUUUUUUAAAGAAAAUAAUGCUAAAGUAAGACCAAAACUGAUGUCAUCACUGAAAUUAACAGUUUUCGAUAUGUUCGUAUUUUAAUUCACAACGGAAGAAUGUGUUCCACAACUGGAAACUCCUAAUACUUGUGUAAACCGUGGAAAAUUUUAAAUGUGAUGUUAUUUUGACAAUGUUUUAAAUUUUCGAGCCCCAUUUUACUCUGAUCAGAAUUUUUAUCAAGAUGUUGAGCUUUUGUUCUUAGAAACGAGUUUGUCAUAACAUACCGUGCAGAAUCACAGUAUUUAUUUCUAGGACUCUUGCGAAUGUGUAGACUGACGUUUACCGCUAAGGGAACAAUUAUUUAUAAAAUAAUAUUAAAUCCAGUAUUAGCUGCCUACUUCAGACACUUAAUACUUUGCAGAGAUCCAUUGUUACAUUUACCACACUGAAGUUUUUUUCUUUUGUUGUUUUGUUUUAAGAAUCACCCUCAUUGUUGAAAGUAAAUGUACUCUUAGGGAGCAGAUAUUAGCGUUCCAAUAAGCAUGUGAUUAUAUUAAGGUGGUGGUAGCGGGAAGAUAAUCUUGAUUCCAUUGGGAAUCUUAGGUUUUCGUAAAUUUAUUGGGAAAAUAGUUUUUCCUGUACUGCUGAAGUUUCUUUUUGGUAAACAGUAUCUUUCUAAAAGAAAAAGCAUGAAGGAGAAAUUGAGGUGUGUACAUAUCCUCAAAUGACCAGCAUUGUACUCGUGAAUACUGUGUAUCUCUCAAUGAACAGGGUGGAAGCUGUUCAUUUUUCAAUCUGAAGUAAAAAUACUUUCAAGAA